GAGUGCUACGCAGGCCGCAUGGGCGAGAGCGCAGGCCGGGCGGUGGACGACGAUGCAUCUCCGGCCGUGCAAGCCCUGACGGACUGGCCAGGCCCUCCUUCUUCGCCACGUUUCGCCAUGCGGGGUUUGGCAAUCGACUGCGGACGAGCGAUCAGCGCUGCGAUGUACCAGCCGAGCGGCACCGGCCUGGCGCCGCUGCUUGGCGCCGCAUCUACCCGCCUCGUGCGCCUAACCGCGUCGAUCCGGACGCUGCCGGAGCAUGUCCGGCCCAGCGCAGCGGUCGCUCGGCUCGCUGGCCUUUGGCGCAUUGCGCAGCUGAGCUUCCUCCUCCGUCCUGCCUGGCUUGCCUCGCCGCGGCAGGCCCGUGCUGCACCGCCUGCGCUCUUUCCUCCGUCCGGGACGCGCUGUCGUGGCGAUCUCUCCGGCAUCGUCAUCCGCGCUACACGCUUUUUUUCGCUUCUGACGCUGUCUCUGUGCGCUGCCAGUGCGGCUGGCCUGCAGAGUGUGCAGUGCAGAGUGAUGCUGCCGCGGGAUCAUGCGGGCUGCGCAGCACCUCGCCUCGCCUCGAAGUCGGCCCGACGCACGCUGCCGCGAAGCGUGGGAGCCGCGCUACGAGCGACGAGGAAGGGCUGCGGCACGAUCUCGGCACAACCGCAGCGCCUUCGUGUCUCGACGGUCGCUGUCCGUGCAGAGGCAGCACCCACGCUGCGGCACAGCAUGCAGUCGAGGUGCAGCGAGGUUGCGGCGAGACAGAUCGUCUGCGCAGCGUCAGAUGCGCUGGUAAGCGCCGGUGUCGGCGCGGCUCCGGCGGCGAGGCAGUGCCAGCGCACCGGACCCUCGCUCGACGGCACCGCAAGUUUCUCACGCACACACACAACGUCCAGCUCAGCGGCAGCCCACGAGGUUGCCCAAGCGUCGAGCCGAUGCUGCAGAGAGGUGCAUCUGGAGCGAGCGCGACGUUGGGGCCAGCGCAGCGGGCGGCACGUGAGGCGUGCCGCUGCACCCUUGAGCGCGAUGCAGGGUUCGCCAUCGCACCCUCGCCCCCUCGCUCUUUCCGGCAAGCGACGAAGCUCGGCGCCAGCAGCCGCAGCAUGCUAUGCAUGAUGCGCUCGAGGUGCGGGCGACGCUGCAGCGUAGACGGCGCCCCAGCACGGCGCGGCCGCUCCGAGUGCCGAGCGAGGCAGGAGUUCGCGCGCUAAGGCCAGCGUUAGCCUGGCUGCGUGUGCGCGUGCUGGCCGUUGGCGAGAUGGCGGCGCAAGGGGCCAGAGGCGCCGCUGAGCAGAGGCAGCAUCAGCAAGCAAGCGAGCGCCUCCUCGGCUCCCCUUUGUGCUUGCUUUUGACGCGCCACGCCCGCUGCGUGGCGGCCGCGCGCAAGAGCAGGCCUCUCGCCGCGGCGCCUCCAUCAUCACCACCUGAUGAGGAGGCAUGCAAUAGCCGAGGCGCGGCAUGCUGCGGCGCUGCACCUGGCACUCUUCAGGGUGCUGAUGCGCACUGUGCUGCUUUUGGCCCAGGCAGAGGGGUCGCCGAGACGCAGCAGGGCCGGCGAGGCGUGCGCAUCAACCAAAGCGGGCG
This is a messenger RNA of Tilletiopsis washingtonensis, 1572 nucleotides long. RefSeq lists its product as hypothetical. The coding region runs from base 163 to 1104 and encodes 313 amino acids. Lineage: Eukaryota; Fungi; Basidiomycota; Exobasidiomycetes; Entylomatales. The transcript has a single exon. The record is from RefSeq and is a predicted model, not a curated record.